AUGGCGAAGAGGAAGCUUCCUGAAUCUGAUCUGGAAUCCGAACCUGAACACUCGGCCGCAGACACCCCCUCGAAGCGCCGGAGACGCACCGCACAGGCACAAGAAACGCUCGCCAAUGGACAUCACCACGAUGAGAACGGGACCCCAGCCACGAACGGGUCACCGGAGAAGCAGGAUACCCCCUCGCAAAGGAUCAGGAAACCCAGCGCAAAGGCACGGGCACUACUGGAAGCAGAGAACGAUGAAGGAAGCCCUACUCCCAAAGUCAACGGCCGGACUCUCUUCGCGACGCCCAGAAAGUCCAAGGAGAACGCUGCCACCGUGACGCCCUCGAGAUCGGUGAAAGCCAAAGCAAACCGCUCAGCAAAACGGAAGAGCGUACGACUCAUAACCGAAGCACAAACCCACGCGGACGAGGAUGUGGACGAGGAUGGGUUUCAAGGUCAAGAUGCGCGAUUAGCAAGAGCAAUUCUCGACGAAGACGAACAUACGGAUGAAGAAGAUAACGAAGAGGCAGAUUCCAACCGCAACGUCGAAGGCCUCAUCUCUGACGCUGAAGACACCGCAGCAGCGGCCACACCCACACCUACACCCAGAAAACGCGGCAGACCCAGGACCGCGACCAAACCCCAGCCCACAAAACCCGCGCGCUCACCAACGCCCGAAGGCGACAUCCCCCCGGAAGAACGGUAUUUCUACCAAACGCGACCCGGCGCGCCUCAAGUCUCGAGCAACCGUUUCAACAGCGUCAAACUUUUGACGCAAGAGGAAUACUUCGAGCAGAUCUCGUCGUGGAAAGACCCCCACGCGCCAGAGAAGGCCUUUCUGGCGAAACUCCACGCCCGAGCCUUCCCGCAAUGGAAGUUCGAACUCGACCAAGGCUAUAGCCUCUGUCUGUACGGCUACGGGAGCAAACGAUCCCUGGUGACUCGAUUUGCCGAGUGGGUGCACAAGAGAUGCGACUCGGCCACUGCACCCCAAAUUGUCAUCCUGAACGGCUAUAUGCCUAAACUCAACAUCCGGAACAUUCUCAACACGAUCGCAUCUGUCGCGUCAGCGCACGACCGUGAAGACGACCACGACCACGAAUACGACGGCCCCAAACUCACGGGCCAGCCCGAGGAAAUGCUCGAUACCCUCCUAGCACACUUGACCUCGAAUCCGCCACCGGGAGAAUUUCUUUACGUGAUGGUCAACUCGAUCGACGGCCCCUCGCUCCGCCGGUCGGGCAUGCAAUCCCUCCUCGCACGCCUGGCCGCCCACCGCGUCGUGCGGUUUGUCUGCACGGCCGACUCGCCCACCUUUCCUACGCUGUGGAACUCCACCCACCUCGAGCACUUCCGCUUCGUAUAUCAUGACUGCACGACCUUUGCGCCGUACGAGGCCGAGAUCGAGGCGGGCACAGGCACAGUCGACCAAGUCCACGAGUUACUCGGCAAGAAGAGAUCCCGCGCGGGCGGCAAAGAGGGUGUGGGAUUCGUGCUGAAAUCUCUACCGGAGAACGCCAGGAAUCUGUAUCGUCUGCUACUCACGGAGAUCCUGACGCUCAUGGACGAGGGCAUCAGCCCAAACCACAGGGAUGGCACCACCGCUGAUGGUGACGGUGACCCUGACGAGGGGGAGGAAAGCCGCGACGAAGACUCAGACUCCGAUUCCGGACCACCGACGCAGCCACGGAGAAAGAAGAGGCCAUUCCCCGUCAAAGCCAAAGCCAACGCCAACGCCAAAGUGCCGGAGCGACCGACCGCCGAGGAAGUCGGCGUCGAGUACCGCGCCCUGUACCGCAAGGCGUCCGAGGAGUUCAUCUGCAGCAGCGCCAUGAACUUCCAGUUCCUCCUGAAAGAAUUUCUGGACCAUCAGAUGAUCACGACUCGAAGAGAUGGCGUGACGGGGGCGGAGAUGCUAGGCGUGCCGCUGGGCAGAGAGGAGAUGGGGGGCGUGCUUGAGGAGAUUGUGUGA
Molecule: messenger RNA, 1959 nt
Organism: Cladophialophora yegresii CBS 114405
Lineage: Eukaryota; Fungi; Ascomycota; Eurotiomycetes; Chaetothyriales; Herpotrichiellaceae
Exons: 1
Coding region: 1-1959 (652 amino acids)
Biological process (GO): DNA replication
Cellular component (GO): nucleus; nuclear origin of replication recognition complex
Molecular function (GO): DNA replication origin binding
Source: RefSeq, a predicted model, not a curated record